ACACCUUUCUUUCUACGUUGUGCUGUCAUUUGUUUUCAUCCUCUCAUAUUUUAAAUCUCUUUUUCUUUUUUCUUUUCUAUUCAAAUUUAAUUAUUUUAUUUGAAAAAAAUACGACCACCCAUAGAAACAACACUGUAAAGCGACUUACUUCUUCUCCACAAGAUUUGAAGAGAGAGAACAGCAAAAUUAUAGAGAGAUAAAAUUAAUAAAUUUUUGAUUUUUGGGUGGAAUUUUGCAAAUUGAAAAUUUUCCCCCAAAUUUCAAAAUCCCUAAUUUUUAUGGUACUUAAUUUUAUUUUCAUCGGCUAAUUUCUUACCAAGGUUUUUGUUAAAUUUUUCCAUCGCUAUUGCUCUCAAGUCUCAUCCGCCAAUUCUUUUACAUGUGCUGAGUUGAACAUUAGGAUAUUCAUGCCUUUUUUCAGUGUCACUUUAAAGUAUGCCGUCUAAGUCUAUUUCGACAAAUCAAGCAGCUCCCAGUGCCAAUACUACUACAACUACUACUCCAACAGCAGUUUGUUCUGAACAUUGGUGGCAAGCUGCUGGACCUGGUCCAUUCCCUUCAACUGGUACAAGUGCAAAUGCUCCUAAACACCCAUUGCUAAAUCGUUCAGUUGAGAUGUCAGGAUCUAAAGAUGACCAGUCACUGUCAAAUGCGGCUGAUGAUGAAGAUGAGACCAGCAAGGACUCGGAAACUACGGGCUCCACUUCUACCCCCCGCGAUAGUACUUCUGGACACGAGCUCCAUAAAUCUCAAUAUGGCGAGUCCAGUAUGACUCUUGGAAGUGCAGAUUAUUAUGCACAACAUCCACAAUUAGAACUCAUUGGUCAUUCAAUUGCCUGUGCAUCAACUCCGUAUCCUGAUCUCUACUAUGGGGGAAUGAUGGCUGCCUAUGGACCUCAACCCUUGGUUCCUCCCCAGUUUUAUGGGAUGCAUCAACCUCGGAUGCCUUUGCCUCUAGAGAUGGCACAGGAACCUGUUUACGUUAAUGCUAAGCAGUAUCAUGGAAUCUUAAGACGGAGGCAAGUGCGUGCCAAAGCCGAGCUUGAAAGGAAACUUAUCAAAAUCAGAAAGCCAUAUUUACAUGAAUCCCGUCACCAACAUGCUUUGAGAAGGGCAAGGGGUACUGGAGGACGUUUUGCAAAGAAGGGUGAAAAUGAAGGUUCCAGCCACUCCGCAGAUGAGAGAAACAAAGGUUCAGAUGCAGGAGAGGCCCAUGAAGAACACGCUGACAUCUCAAACGGUUCUGGAGGAACCAUAGCCGGGGGAAGUCAGACUAACCAGCAAUGGGGUAAUGGCAUGUCUACUGACAAGGCUCCACAGUGUGCACUAGCAAUCUGAUGAGCUUGAGUGGGUGGACUGUCGAGAAUUCAACUACCUGGAUGGCAGAUGUACAUGUUCUAUUUCUCAUUCAUCCUUUAUGGCAGAUUGGAUCAUCUCUCGGCUUUUUUUGGCCGAGCGGCAAAUCAUUCUUGGCUGGUUUUUAGUGUGGUUGGUAGGGAGAGUAGGAUAGCAAAUUGGUGAUUCAAUGGCCUUUGUGAUAAUGGGCUUACCCUCAGGAUAAUGUACAGUCCAAUUUUUAUUUAUUUUAUUUUAUUUUAUUUUUGAUAGUUUAGAGGAUUGUAGGUUAGUGGAGGUAAAAAUGGUGAAGCUAUAUAGAUAUCACUUGGUAGUUCCUUAUGUUUCUUCAUGGCAACUUUUUCAUGUUAGUACUUCUGUUAGAUCAGUAUUUGAGAUAUACCUUGACUAGCUACGAUCUCAUAAGUUUUAAAAUGAUAGGUUUGCGACUUGUUAGGCUCAUCAUU
This is a messenger RNA of Amaranthus tricolor (Joseph's coat), 1802 nucleotides long. Its product is annotated as nuclear transcription factor Y subunit A-1-like. Bases 436 to 1338 code for a protein of 300 amino acids. Gene Ontology annotation, molecular function: DNA-binding transcription factor activity, RNA polymerase II-specific; RNA polymerase II cis-regulatory region sequence-specific DNA binding. Lineage: Eukaryota; Viridiplantae; Streptophyta; Magnoliopsida; Caryophyllales; Amaranthaceae. The record is from RefSeq and is a predicted model, not a curated record. Gene Ontology annotation, biological process: regulation of transcription by RNA polymerase II. Gene Ontology annotation, cellular component: CCAAT-binding factor complex. The transcript has 8 exons.